Molecule: messenger RNA, 288 nt
Organism: Lathyrus sativus (Indian pea)
Lineage: Eukaryota; Viridiplantae; Streptophyta; Magnoliopsida; Fabales; Fabaceae
Source: the annotation of a GenBank genome assembly
AUGCCGACUCUUCAAACUUCACUGCCUCCUGAGCUCGCUAACAAUGCCAUUAGGCUUUACCGUGAAUGUCUACGAAGAGCUAAAUAUAUUGGUCACCGGCAACAUAACACACCGCUCCUUGUUGAAAUGGUGAGACAACAAUUUAAGAAAAAUAUGCAUGAGACAGAUCCUGAUAAGAUUCAAAAGUUAAAGGAUGAUGCUGCAAGGGGACUUAUAAAUCACAUACUGUAUGAGUCAGAGAAAAUUACUGGUCGUAAAUUUAGCAAGAGUCCCCCUAAAGAAGCUUAA